Alosa alosa (allis shad) is the source of this 1982-nucleotide messenger RNA. Its product is annotated as zeta-sarcoglycan. The transcript has 8 exons. Gene Ontology annotation, cellular component: sarcolemma; sarcoglycan complex. Gene Ontology annotation, biological process: cardiac muscle tissue development; heart contraction. NCBI's taxonomy places the organism in Eukaryota, Metazoa, Chordata, Actinopteri, Clupeiformes, Clupeidae. Bases 629 to 1570 code for a protein of 313 amino acids. The record is from RefSeq and is a predicted model, not a curated record.
GAGAGGAAGAGCUCCCCUCUCGCUCCCCCCCUCUGGCCCCGAACCUACACGGCUGCUGAAUUCAGAUGCGGUGCACCUCAUAUGCUGGCACAGCGCAAGGAUUCGGCCCGGACUAGUUUGUGCUUGGAGGUGUGCAUGCAAGGUGUUUGUUUUUUGGUUUGAUCCAGAGGAGCAGAGCCAGAUCCCCUUGUCCUGAUAUAGCGGCUCACACCAUUACAGCAGGUGCCGCUUUAUUUUCGCGCACUACUCUCUUGGAAUCGAACAGUUUCUUCAGAUUUGCCGCAUGAGGAUGUUCAAGGAACUGACUUACAGGGGUUGCACCAAUUGUGUCAGGCUCUCGCUACGUGCCAGAGACAACACAGACUCUGACUGCUGGAAUUAGCCAUCUUUUGGAAGAAUUCAGAAGACAGAGCAUCGUCCCCGGGCUGCUCACCCGUCACCCUGCCGUUACUGUUCAGAAUUGUCAACGGAUAAACUGAUAUCUAAUCGCUCUGUUACAAACCCGAGGAGUCGUGAUCAGUGGGAAUGAGAUUUAGGAAAUCUGCGGCGGGUUGGAGGACUGGGCUGAGUUUCGCACGGGAACUACAGGUCUAGAUUUCACAACUUUGCAUAGACUUCAUCUUUCUAUAUGGACCGAUCAGCAUCUUUGGAUAUUGAAGCGCUGAAGAUGACCCAGGAGCAGUACAUCCUGGCAUCUCAGCCCAACCCACUGCAGCGGCCGGGCUGUGCGCAGGCAUACCCAGUGGGCAUCUACGGCUGGAGGAAGCGCUGCUUGUACUUCUUCAUCCUCCUGCUCCUCGUCACCAUGAUCGUCAAUCUGGCCCUCACCAUCUGGAUUCUCAAGGUCAUGAACUUCACCGUGGAUGGCAUGGGAAAUCUCCGCGUGACCAAAGAGGGCAUCAGGCUGGAGGGUGUUUCUGAGUUUCUUCUGCCACUCUACGUGAAGGAGAUUCAGUCCCGAAGGGACAGUCCACUUAUCAUGCAAUCAGACAGGAACGUGACGGUCAAUGCACGUAAUAACAUUGGACAGCUGACUGGACAGCUCACUGUAGGCUCUGAGAUGGUGGAAGCACAAUGCCAGAGGUUUGAGGUGCGCAGCAGUGAUGGGGAGAGAGUGCUCUUCUCUGCAGAUGAGCAGGAGAUCAGCAUUGGCACUGAAAAACUCAAAGUGACAGGCAAUGAGGGAGUGGUGUUCCAGCACUCGGUGGAGACCUCUCACGUCCGAGCAGAGCCCUUCCAGGACCUCAAGCUGGAGUCCCCGACGAGGACUCUGUCCCUGGAGGCGCCGAAAGGCGUGGAGGUCAACGCAGGGGUCGGCGAGUUCAAGGCAUCCUGUCGAAAGGACCUCACCUUGGAGUCUUCAGAGGGAGACAUCUUUUUAAACGCGAACACAAUCCGCCUGGGGAACAUUCCUCACGGCACGACCGACCCCCUGCUCGCGCCGGGCACCACCUAUCCCAAGCAGACUGUGUACGAGGUGUGCGUGUGCCCCAGCGGCAAGCUCUACCUGUCCCCGGCCGAGAGCGCCUCCACCUGCCAGACCACCAACAGUGUGUGCUUAUGGAGCUGAGAGAGGCGAGCGGGCCCCUGACCCCCACCGCGCCCCCCGCGCCCCAAACCAACACCGCCCCAACACCAGAAAGGCCUUCCUCCCCGUCUCCGCGCCACUCCCUGGUCCAGCUGCAGCAGGCUGAAGACUCACUCCAGGCCCCCGAGCCCACCAUAGUCUCCGACACACUCGUCUGCGUCCAGCACUCGUGUCUCCCAUGCCGCUUUGACUGCCAUUGUUUGUUCAAUGUAGCGAUAACCUCCUCACACUUUCCUUCUGUCUUUACCAUGUGUCCCGUUUCUCCAUUGUGUCUUAUCAUCUGGAUGCCUGACUUCUUUUAUUUCACUUUUUAUCUAUCUAUCUAUCUAUCUAUCUAUCUAUCUAUCUAUCUGUCUAUCUAUCUAUCUAUCUAUCUAUCUAUCUAUCUAUCUAU